Messenger RNA from Sphenostylis stenocarpa, 261 nucleotides. The record is from the annotation of a GenBank genome assembly. Lineage: Eukaryota; Viridiplantae; Streptophyta; Magnoliopsida; Fabales; Fabaceae.
AUGGCACACAAAUUGUCACAGGUCUUUUAUGAUCACGUGCAACCUUCACGGGCCAAGAGUUCUCAAGCGGAGAUGCAAUGGAAGGAUUGGAGAAUUGUGAUUGAUGGUGGUGGUGGUGGUGGUGGUGGUGAUGUUAUAGUUUGUGGUGCAUUGAAGAUGCUGAGAACCCAAAUAGAUGAACAUGUAAUUGAGAACCCACGUGGCGUGGACCAUUAUGGACAUUUCAGGUCUCAGUCCACUGCUUUUGAGCUUUGGAGUUGA